AUGUCAUCCACACCGGGGGAAGGGCAGUCCCCCCCGGCUCACCCACCUCCCCACUCAAACACUCCCCCCAACCGACUGCAGCGGACACAGGCGCCCCCACCUCCCAGCACAGAGACGGGGAUGGCGAAGCCGCCCACAGUGUGGCCUCCCUCCCUCACCCAGCCACAACAGCGGCCUCCCGCACACGCAACUGGAGCCAGGGCCGCGUACACUGUAGCAGUAGCAGGCGGUGGGUGUAACAACCCCCGAGCCGAGCGGCCGUACCUCGCCGUGUCCGUGUCAUGUCAGCGCCAACGCCGCAGCCCCAGCCGCUCCCUCCCUCCAUCCUCCCUCCCUCCCUCUCCACCACAGCCCGCCUCUGCCUCCGCACACAUUGGCCCGCUGCUCCGCACCCUGACAAACAUUGGGCCCGGGGUUGCUCAUCAAAAUCCACACUCACACCCGCCCCCGCCCCCACUCACACCCGCCCCCACUCGCCUCCGUCCCAACUCGCCCCCGCCCACACCCGCCCCCACUCACCGCUGUGCACACUCACUGACACUCGCCCCCGCCACACUCGCCCCACCCCCAUUCACACCGUCCACGCUCUCGCCCGCCCAGUCCAUAAUCAUGCUGGCCCCGCCCACCCGGACCCCGCCCACCCUGGCCCCGCCCACACGCGCCAACACUCGCCCCCGCCCACACUCGCCCCGCCAACACUCGCCCCCGCCCACAAUCGCUCCCCCCACACUCGCCAACACUCACCCCCGCCCACACUCGCCCCGCCCACUCGCCCCCGCCCACACUCGCCCCCGCCAACACACACCCCCGCCCCCACUCGCCCCCGCCCACACUCGCCCCCGCCCACACUCGCCCCCGCUCACACUCGCCCCCGCCCACACUCGCCCCCGCCCACACUCGCCCCCGCCCACACUCGCCCCCGCCCACACUCGCCCCCGCUCACACUCGCCCCUGCCAACACUCGCCCCCGCCAACACUCUCCCCCGCCCACACUCGCCCCCGCCCACACUCGCCAACACUCACCCCCGCUCACACUCGCCCCCGCCCACACUCUCCCCCGCCCACACUCGCCCCCGCCCACACUCGCCAACACUCACCCCCGCCCACACUCGCCCCCGCCCACACUCGCCCACACUCGCCCCCGCCCCCUCCCCCACACUCGCCCCCGCCCACACUCGCCCCCGCCCACACUCGCCCCCGCCCACACUCGCCCCCGCCCACACUCGCCCCCGCCCACACUCGCCCCCGCCCACACUCGCCCCCGCCCACACUCUCCCCCGCCCACACUCGCCCCCGCCCACACUCUCCCCCGCCCACACUCGCCCCCGCCCACACUCGCCCCCGCCCACACUCGCCCCCGCCCACACUCGCCCCCGCCCACACUCGCCCCCGCCCACACUCGCCCCCGCCCACACUCGCCCCCGCCCACACUCGCCCCUGCCAACACUCACCCCGCCCACACUCGCCCCUGCCAACACUCACCCCGCCCACACUCGCCCCCGCCCACACUCGCCCCCGCCCACACUCGCCCCCGCCCACUCGCCCCCGCCCACACUCGCCCCUGCCAACACUCACCCCGCCCACACUCGCCCCCAGAAAAAGAGGUCAUUUAACCGGCAUCUGUCCCUCAUCACUGUAUUUACCAUCCGAACUUGA
This is a messenger RNA of Amblyraja radiata (thorny skate), 1656 nucleotides long. RefSeq names its product vegetative cell wall protein gp1-like. NCBI's taxonomy places the organism in Eukaryota, Metazoa, Chordata, Chondrichthyes, Rajiformes, Rajidae. The transcript has 3 exons. The record is from RefSeq and is a predicted model, not a curated record. The coding region runs from base 1 to 1656 and encodes 551 amino acids.